Molecule: messenger RNA, 1230 nt
Organism: Acanthosepion pharaonis
Lineage: Eukaryota; Metazoa; Mollusca; Cephalopoda; Sepiida; Sepiidae
Source: the annotation of a GenBank genome assembly
AUGACUAAUAGUCCCAUCUCCUACAGACUUCUCAGAACAGGGGUUAGUCUUCUCUCUCUCUCCUCCAAAAUUCUCCCGCAAAAUCUCUCGACUCACUGCGACAAUAGUCUCGUUCCCCGACUCUUCCGUCUCUCCUGUAACACCGCGACGACGAUGUGCCAACCGAUCGCGGUCUCUCUCGUCUCUCUCUUCCAGCAGAGGCACAUUACGGUUUACAAGGAAUUUCCGUCCAUCAGACAAGAAACUCAAAAAAAGAGUACAAUGGCCCAUUAUCGCACAGAAUUACAUAUUCCAGUGAAAAAGGACAGUUUGACUUUUGAGGAUCGUCAAAUGAAAACCUGGGAAAAUGUCCAGACCGAGUUGAAUGAUCGGCGCUCUCAGUGGGAGAAAGAAUUCGAAAAGAUGCGCAAUGAGUUCUUCACUCUGGCACCGACUGACACGAGCACCGGUGACAAAUUUAGCAAAAUCGACGGUUUUCGUAGUCUUUAUGAGUUUGACGACCAAGGAAACCGAAAGUUCAAGGUCCGUUUUGAUGUGAGUGAUUUCAGCCCCGAGGAAAUCCAGGUGAAAGUUCAGGACAACAAAGUGGUCAUCUAUGGAAAAACCGAAGAGAAGAAGGGCAAUUCGACAUUCAGUCGCGAAUACAGUCGACAGAUUGAUAUCCCCAGGGAUGUUGACCAGGACAAAAUUACAUGCGUCAUGAGCAAAGACAAUAUCCUCACUGUGGAGGGACCGCUGCUUCCUCCCGCGCAGGGUAAAGAAGCAACGUUUCUACCAAUCAAAUGCGAGACUGUCCCCAACCUGUCCCACAAGAGCACUGUACAGAACUCCAUCAUCACUGAGCCAGAUGGAGCAAGAAAACUUCACCUUCAGGUCGACAUCGGAGAAUACAAGCCAGAAGAAAUUGUUGUAAAAACGAUGGACCGGAAAUUGAUUGUGACAGCGCGACACGAGGAAAAGAUGGAAGGCCGUACGAUACACAAAGAGUUUAAUAAAGAAUUUGAAUUACCAGAAACUGUCGACCCGAUGAGUGUAAAUGCUUUCUUAAGUGAAGAUGUAAAUUUGGCCGACAUUUCUUAUAUGAUUUAUCAAAUUUAUGUCUGCCUGUCUCUGUCUCUCUCUCUCUCUUUCUCUCUCUUUCUCUCUCUCUCUCACUCUCUCUCUCUCUCUCUCUGGCUCUUUCGUUCUUUCUUCCCCUCUCUCUCUCUCUCUUUCUCUCUCUCUCUCUAA